UGGUCUUGAACUCCUGACCUCAAAUGAUCCACCCGCCUCGGCCUCCCAAACUGCUGAGAUUACAGGCGUGAGCCACCGCGCCCGGCCCCAGCAUCCAGUUUUCAAAGGCCCUCUGCUCAGCUUCCAGAGAUCCCAGGAAACUCUAAGUGGGAGCAUCUCGUAUCCCCACGAUGCGACCGGUCACAAAACACGCGACCCGAGACACUGAAAGUGGAGGCUUCUUGAUGGAUCAAGUUGCGCAGUUCUCAUACCGACCCGCGGCCAGGCUGUAAGAUAGGUGGUCGGCUACAGACACAAUCACAGCCACCUUGGACAAGGACCCGUGAGCUGACCGCCAUUAAGCUUCAUAAACUGGUCCAAAUCCAAUGGAUCGCUACUGCCGGAAACGGAAAGUCCUCAAGGGCGGGUUUUGGAAGCAGAGCGGAAGCGGAAGGAGGGUACCGGAAACGGUGUUUGGUGGCGCCCGCGAUGGCCGAACCUGUGUCUGUUGCAGCUGAGUAUCUCGCGGGCAGCAGGGCGCGCGCUGCACGCACAGUACUAGGCCAGGUGGUGCUCCCGGGUGAGGAGCUGCUCCUGCCGGAGCAGGAGGACGCGGAAGGCCCUGGCGGUGCGGGAGAGCGACCGUUGAGCCUGAAUGCUGGAGCGCGCUCGCGGGUGCGCGUUGUAUGCGGCCCGGGCUUGCGGCGCUGUGGGGACCGCCUGCUGGUCACCAAGUGCGGCCGCCUCCGUCACAAGGAGCCCGGCAGUGGCUGCGGCGGCGGUGUUUACUGGGUGGACUCUCAGCAGAAGCGGUAUGUUCCAGUGAAAGGAGACCAUGUGAUUGGCAUAGUGACAGCUAAAUCUGGAGAUAUAUUCAAAGUUGAUGUUGGAGGGAGUGAGCCAGCUUCUUUGUCUUACUUGUCAUUUGAAGGUGCAACUAAAAGAAACAGACCAAAUGUGCAGGUUGGAGAUCUCAUCUAUGGCCAAUUUGUGGUUGCUAAUAAAGACAUGGAACCAGAGAUGGUCUGUAUUGACAGCUGUGGACGAGCCAAUGGAAUGGGUGUCAUUGGACAGGAUGGUCUGCUUUUUAAAGUGACUCUGGGCUUAAUUAGAAAGCUAUUAGCUCCAGACUGUGAAAUCAUACAGGAAGUGGGGAAACUCUAUCCACUGGAGAUAGUAUUUGGAAUGAAUGGAAGAAUAUGGGUUAAGGCAAAAACCAUCCAGCAGACUUUAAUUUUGGCAAACAUUUUAGAAGCUUGUGAACACAUGACGUCAGAUCAAAGAAAACAGAUCUUCUCCAGAUUGGCAGAAAGUUGAUAUAGGUGGACUUUUUUACAGGUCAGUUGAUGCAAAAAACUAUAGAUUUCCUGGGGAAUACUUUUUUCAGGUGAACCUCUCCCCAUUUAAAUACUCAGAAGAUAAGGUGUGAAUGUAUGUAUUAUCAGAGUCCUAAAGUAUUUUUAUAAAAGUUACUGGUUUUCACCCACGCUUUAAAGAGAAAAUCAUUGCAAAAUCAUAUUUUUUGUUUCUGUACAAUAAAGUUUACUAAAAAACAGUA
Rhinopithecus roxellana (golden snub-nosed monkey) is the source of this 1537-nucleotide messenger RNA. It is a transcript of the gene EXOSC3, whose product is annotated as exosome component 3. Gene Ontology annotation, biological process: poly(A)-dependent snoRNA 3'-end processing; TRAMP-dependent tRNA surveillance pathway; U4 snRNA 3'-end processing. The transcript is spliced from 4 exons. Gene Ontology annotation, cellular component: cytoplasmic exosome (RNase complex); nuclear exosome (RNase complex). The coding region runs from base 469 to 1296 and encodes 275 amino acids. Gene Ontology annotation, molecular function: RNA binding. The record is from RefSeq and is a predicted model, not a curated record. Lineage: Eukaryota; Metazoa; Chordata; Mammalia; Primates; Cercopithecidae.